Messenger RNA from Adineta steineri, 1785 nucleotides. The record is from the annotation of a GenBank genome assembly. Lineage: Eukaryota; Metazoa; Rotifera; Eurotatoria; Adinetida; Adinetidae.
AUGAUUGACGAUCAAAAUGAUGAAGGAGACAGUUCUACUGCUAGUACAUUAACAACAUCAAAGUCGUUGAGCAAAAAAUCAAAGAAAAAAUCGACUGCUGCUACAACAACAACAACCAAUGUCCCUGAUGGAAAUAGUAUACAUGACGAGAGCAACAGUCAAAAACUUACAGAGAAAUCAAUGCGAAAUUUAGUGAAACAAAUGACACUUACCGAACAAGCUGCUGUUCAUAAUAAUAAUGAAAAUGGACCGAAAUAUGACGAAAAGUCAGCAUCAAAACAAGAAUGGAAAUUUUGGCAAACACAACCUGUACCGACAAUUGGUACAAAAAUUGACACAACCAAUAUUGGACCUAUUGAAUCAAAUAAAUCAUUAGAUGAAAUACGACAAGAACCAUAUGAAUUACCUAAUGGUUUUUUCUGGGAUGAUAUUGAUAUUCAUGUUGAUGAACAAUUACAGGAAUUGUGUACGUUCUUAGACGAACACUAUAUUGAAGAUGAUGGUAAUAAUUUUCGAUUGAAGUAUUCCAUGUCAUUUUUACGCUGGGCUUUAUGUGUGCCAGAUUGGCUUAAAAAAUUCCAUGUGGGAGUUCGUGUAACGAAAAGUAGUAAACUGGUUGGUUUUAUCAGUGCUGUCCCAAUUCGAAUAAGAGUCUAUGAUAAGGAAUUAUCAAUGGUAGAUAUAAACUUUUUAUGUGUUCACAAAAAAUUACGACUUAAACGCUUAUCACCCGUACUUAUUAAAGAGAUAACACGUCGUGGGCAUUUGGAAAAAUAUUUUCAAGCAGUAUACACAGCCGCUCCUUUCCUACCUGGUCUUGCAUGCAAAGCUAGAUAUUGGCAUCGAUUGCUCAAUGUCAAAAAAUUGUUGGCCAUCAAAUUUGCCUUUUUAGGACGAAAUGUGACAAUGCAACGAAUGCAAAAACUCUAUCGGUUACCUGAGACGACACAAGUGGCAGGCUUUCGUGAAAUGCGCGAUGCUGAUAUACCUCAAGCUUGGAAAAUACUCACUCAGUAUCUGACAAAAUUCGACCUGGCGCCGGUAUUUUCCCUUGAUGAAUUUGAAUAUUUAUGUAAAAAUCGGUCAAGCAUUGUGAGCGCAUUUGUUGUUGAAAGUGAUCAAGGUGAAAUAACCGAUUUUAUAUCGUACUAUCAUUUACCAUCAACAAUUAUAAACCAUCCAGAAUACAAGACAUUGAAUGCAUGCUACAUGUAUUAUUAUGCUGCCAGUCGAACACCAUUGACUGAUCUCGUCAAUGAUUGUCUUAUACAAGCACAUAAUAGUGGUUUCGAUGUAUUCAAUGCACUCGAUAUAAUGAAUAAUAAGGAGUUUUUGAAAAAACUUAAAUUUGGUGAUGGUGAUGGUAAUCUACAAUAUUAUGUGUACAAUUGGAAAUGCCCAUUGAUGCCUCCCGAAAACAUGUCAUUUUUUAAAAAGAAAUCAACAACUAACGAAGAUAUUGCAAGUGGUGGUGGUGGUGAUUCUUCAAUGUUUGGUUUAACACGUGAUCAAAUAAAAGAAUUGAUGGAAUUACAUGAUAAAACUAAAGGACUUGAUUCAAAUAAUCAAGAAGAUUUUGAACAACAUCAUAUAGCUUAUGGAAAAAAUCAGAUUCCACGAAAACCAAUAUCAUAUUUACCAUUUACCAGUGAAUUGAAAACAGAACAUGAGUUUCGUCAUCCAUUGUUGUUAGGUGAUGUUUUACCAGCUGAUGGUUUAAUUGUUGAAGUAAAUGAUCUUGGAGUUGAUGCAUCUUCUAUAACAAAUUUAACAUUUUCUGUAUAG